Malassezia japonica is the source of this 2472-nucleotide messenger RNA. RefSeq names its product Elongation factor G, mitochondrial (gene MEF1). Gene Ontology annotation, biological process: mitochondrial translational elongation. NCBI's taxonomy places the organism in Eukaryota, Fungi, Basidiomycota, Malasseziomycetes, Malasseziales, Malasseziaceae. Gene Ontology annotation, cellular component: mitochondrion. The record is from RefSeq and is a predicted model, not a curated record. Gene Ontology annotation, molecular function: GTPase activity; GTP binding; translation elongation factor activity. Bases 1 to 2472 code for a protein of 823 amino acids. The transcript is spliced from 3 exons.
AUGCGUGCAGUGCGUGGACUGCGCCCAGCAAUGGCACAGCGUAUGCCGGCCGUGCGGCCGCAGGUGGCGGGCGCGAUGCGUGCAGCGUCCCUGCUCGCCGCCGCGCCGCGCCGCGCGGUACGCGUUCCGAUGGCAAGCGCCGCCUCGGCACUCAACCUCCGCACCCUCGCGACCGAGGCCGACAGUGCUACCGGCAAUGCCGCGCCGGUCGUGACCGAGGCAGACAUUGCGCGCUUGCUCUGCCAGCGCAAUGUCGGUAUUAGCGCGCACAUUGACAGCGGCAAGACGACGCUCACCGAGCGUGUGUUGUACUACACCGGUCGUAUCAAGGACAUUCACGAAGUACGUGGCCGCGACGAGGUCGGUGCCAAGAUGGACAGCAUGGACCUCGAGCGUGAGAAGGGUAUCACGAUUCAGAGCGCUGCUACCUACUGUAACUGGAAGGCUACGCCGCCGACCGAGCGCAGCAACAUGACCGGCGACGCCGCCGACGUCAGCGAGAUGACGAGCAAGAAGGAGGACUUCCACAUCAACAUCAUCGACACGCCCGGCCACGUUGACUUUACCAUUGAGGUUGAGCGUGCACUGCGUGUGUUGGACGGUGCUGUGCUCGUGCUGUGUGCCGUGUCGGGCGUGCAGUCGCAGACCAUCACGGUCGACCGCCAGAUGCGCCGCUACAACGUGCCCCGCCUGAGCUUCAUCAACAAGAUGGACCGUGCUGGCGCGAACCCCUGGCGCGUGGUCGAGCAGAUCCGCACCAAGCUGCGCAUGCCCGCCGCUGCCGUCCAGGUCCCGAUCGGCUCCGAGGACAACCUCGACGGUCUCGUGGACCUUGUCCGCUGGAAGGCCGUGUACAACGAGGGGACCAAGGGCAACGUCGUGCGCGAGACGGACGACAUCCCCGCCGAGGUGCUCGAGCUGGCACAGGCCAAGCGCCAAGAGCUCAUUGAGCAGCUCUCGGACGUCGACGACGAGAUGGCCGAGAUCUUUAUUGAGGAGCGUGAGCCGACGAUCGAAGAGCUCGCCGCCGCCAUGCGCCGCGCGACCAUCGCGUGCCGCUUCUCGCCGGUGUUCCUCGGUACGGCCAUCAAGAACAAGGGUGUGCAGGCGCUGCUGGACGGUAUGUGUGCCUAUCUCCCCAACCCCAUGGAGGUUCCGGCGAUUGCCAACGACACGCAGCGUGCCAAGCAGAUCGCCGCGCAGGCCACCGAGGAGGGCCAGACCAGCGACGCGGUCGUCGCCUCGGCGCAGACCGGCUCGGAGGUGGCGCUGGUCCCUGCGAGCGAGGCGCCGUUGGUCGGUCUCGCAUUCAAGCUGGAGGAGAGCCGCUUCGGCCAGCUGACUUACAUGCGUGUCUACCAGGGCCAGCUGCGCCGUGGUGGUAUCAUCUACAACUCGCGCACCGGCAAGAAGGUCAAGGUCCCGCGUCUCGUCCGCAUGCACUCGAACGACAUGGAGGACGUCGCGGAGAUCGGCCCGGGUGAGAUUUGCGCCAUGUUCGGUGUGGAAUGCUCGUCGGGCGACACGUUCACUGACGGUAGCACCUCGCUGUCCAUGUCGGCCAUGUUUGUGCCCGAGCCGGUUAUCUCCUUGUCGCUCGCGCCCGAGGGCAAGGACGGCAGCCAGAACUUCUCGCGCGCGCUGAACCGCUUCCAGAAGGAGGACCCGACGUUCCGCGUGCACGUCGACAGCGAGUCGGGCGAGACGAUCAUCUCGGGUAUGGGUGAGCUCCACCUGGAGAUCUACGUCGAGCGUAUGCGCCGCGAGUACAACGUGCCAUGCACUACGGGCAAGCCGCGUGUCGCGUUCCGCGAGACGAUCGCGCAGCCCGCCAAGUUCAACUACACCCACAAGAAGCAGACGGGUGGUGCAGGUCAGUUUGGUCGUGUGAUUGGCUACAUUGAGCCGAUGCGCGUCGACGAGGACACCGGCAAGGACACAGCGUUCGAGAACAGCGUCGUGGGUGGCAACAUUCCCUCGGGCUACAUUCCCGCCUGUGAGAAAGGCUUCAACGACGCCCUGGAGAAGGGCGCGCUCGCGGGCUACCCGGUGUGCGGUGUGCGCUUCGUGCUCGAGGACGGUGCGGCACACAGCGUCGACUCUUCGGAGCUUGCUUUCCGUAUUGCGACCGUGGCUGCUUUCCGCGAGGCGUUCAAGAACGCACAGCCGGUGAUCCUCGAGCCGAAGAUGACCGUCGAGGUCGUGGCUCCGGUCGAGUUCCAGGGCGCGGUGAUCGGCGCCUUGAACCAGCGCAAGGGUACCAUUGAGGACACCGAAGUACGCGAGGACGAGUUUACGAUCACCGCGGAGGUGUCUCUGAACGAUAUGUUUGGCUACUCGAGUCAGCCAGUGCGCGGCCUGACGCAGGGCAAGGGCGAGUUCUCGAUGGAGUACAAGAAGCACGAGCCGGUGAUGCCGAACGUGCAGGCGGAUAUGCAGGCCGCCUACCGCAAGAGCCAGGAGAAGAAGUAG